Molecule: messenger RNA, 3153 nt
Organism: Pangasianodon hypophthalmus (striped catfish)
Lineage: Eukaryota; Metazoa; Chordata; Actinopteri; Siluriformes; Pangasiidae
Gene: atf5b
Product: activating transcription factor 5b
Exons: 4
Coding region: 658-1980 (440 amino acids)
Biological process (GO): regulation of transcription by RNA polymerase II
Cellular component (GO): nucleus
Molecular function (GO): DNA-binding transcription activator activity, RNA polymerase II-specific; RNA polymerase II transcription regulatory region sequence-specific DNA binding
Source: RefSeq, a predicted model, not a curated record
GGCGUUGUGCUUCCCCGGUGCCCAAAAGUUUUAGAAACGUUUUUUUUGCUCCCUAGAUCAUCUUGAACAUCAAAUGGUUUGAAGAAGACAGGAUAAGAAGAUGCUGUGUUAAUGUGAAGCCGCUCUUUUCCUGUGCCUGGUGGAGUUUACCUGGUGGACAGCACACACUUCAGCCCACAUCAACAUGGAGUAAGUGGCCAGUUCAGUUGCAGUUAGUACAGCAGGCUGGGAAGCAGAAAACGCCCUAGGUGCAUGGGGGCACUUUGUUUUGCGUUAGGCUGCCUUCUGCCUACGACUUGCUUCACUCGUACAUACAGAUCAACGUAAAACUUUGUUGUGAUCAUGUUUUGGCUCUGUCCUAAAACCCAAAAGGAGUUUGCCUGUAGAGCAGUCUACAGAGUUCAGUGUCCAUGUAGGUAUCACUUUUUCUUGCCAUUGCGCUGUGUGAAGCCCUCCUUGAAUUCUGACACAUUUGAGUACACAAUUGAGUGCGUCAAGCAAAUCAGAGAACAUUGUGGCAUCAUAGAUCCUUUUCUGCAAAAUUCUCCUCAUUUGCAAAGCCGACCUCCGAAUUCUCUCUUUCCCACUGGCUAAUGACAGCCAAUCCCAGACAAGAGGGGAGGAGUCUACACAGACGUAUGGACGUACAUUGAUUGGAUGACAGAACAUUUUGACACCUACCCACUUUCAGCAUCAACUGAAUCGUCUCCUGGCUCAUCGAUUCCACCUUCCCCCUUGGAACAUGAUGUCCAGGUGCCCUCUGAUUUGGAGGUCAUGACCUCUCUCCUAAAAGAAGAACUUGCCCAACUCGAGGAUUAUUACCUAUUUGAAUCAGCGCCCAUGAAAGCAGAGAAAUGGCAGAAAUGUGAUAAAGGCUACCAAGCAAUGUCCGCCCCAUCAUAUUACCAGUUACCCUGCACUUCAUACAACGUGAACCAGUCCGAAUCGAACCCCAGGCUCGUUAGCCUGGCAACAGGUGAGCUUGACCUGAGAGGGUUUUGCGGCAGCUCUGUGGGAAGAUCUAAAACAUCCAGACCUGCUCCUUACAGCUAUGUUCGGACCCACUCCACUAGCCAAAGGAUAGCAUCGAAUGGUUGCAAAGACGUGGAAGUUUUUGAGAAAGAGACAUGGACUUUCAAAGGGACUCAUUCAGGUUAUGCAGAGAUGGCUUUAGACCAGUGUUCUGUUGACAAGAUUUUUGGGAAGAACCAUAUUGGUACGAAAAAGGUUAGAGAAUGUGCCAUAUUGCUAAAGGAAGAAGAAAAGAGAAGUUUCACUGAAGAUGUUUUUUACAGAGCAGAGAUGGUGAAAAGUUUUGAUGCUGGUGCACCACUGGAUGCCCACCACAGGAGAGAAGGUCAAGCUCCUGGAAUGAAGAUGCUCGGUCAUGGUCAUGAAGCUGUUGCGAUGCCAGUACUGCACUGCAGUGAAAACGGAAGUAGUCCUGCAUUUAAACACCCAGAAUUAGCUGAGUGUUACUUUAGUCAGAUUACUGCCAAUUUAGAACCAUAUCAUGGCUUUAUGAAUGAGGUAGAUCCGUCAGUCCGGUCUGGGGCUGUCGAGUCUAUGAAUAGUGGUUACUCAAGCCAUGAAUGCCUUGUAGAUCAAAGCUUUGAUUGUCUGUCCGGAGACAGUGUUGGAUCCUCUUUGGAGUUCCCAGCACAGAAACCAAUGCAAAGGCUAAGAGAAAACCUGUGUGUGUUCAAGCCGGAGGUCAAAGUAAGUUGCCUGGAAAGGAGUCAUGGAGAGCGCAAGCAGAAGAAAAGAGACCAGAACAAGACAGCUGCUUACAGGUAUCGACAGCGGAAGAGGGCGGAGCAGGACUGCUUGGAGGAAGAGCUUCAUGGAUUGGAAGGGAGAAACAGGGAGCUGCGAGACAAAGCCGAAUCUGUAGAGAGAGAGAUCCAGUAUGUCAAAGACCUCCUGAUUGAAGUGUAUAAGGCUCGGAGUCAGCGCCUCAAAGAGGAUUCCAGUGCCUAAACCUGUUCUAAGCACCAGCAUUGAAAGAUCAGGACUUUUUCGGCAAGGACUUUUUUAACAAGCUCUGGUAGUAUGUUUUUGACGUUCAAAGUAAAUGAUAAGACUGAGAAAAGAGCUCUUUGCUGGGUUUGCUAAAUAGAAUUUAGCAAAUUAUGUAAUGAACACUGUGAUACUAGCCUUAGGCUGACCAGUAUUCUUAGUAUUCUAAUGAGAGCUAAAGAUAUUAUGCAUUUUCAUGAUUUUGCUUUUUUUUAUUAUUAUUAUUAUUAUUAUUAUUAUUACAAUCCUCUGUGCUUAUUAAAUCAUUUAUACCAAAAAAAGAGAAACCAACAGCUAUACUACAUAUGCUAGCUCAGAUGUGUGUUUGUUGUGUGGGGCAUGAUGGUACAGCUUAGUGAGGACUUGUAAGAAUGUUAUUGCAAAUAAUUACUGCUAUUUUUUUGCGCUGUAACUAUAAAGCCCAGUAAUGUUAAGUGUACUUCAUUUUAGUUUUUACUGACAUCACCAUUUUUGUAUUUUCAUAUUUUAUUUUGCGUGUACAUCUUUUUUUUUUAACGAUGCAGGAUAGUUUUAAGAGUUUUUUUCAAUCACAUUUAAAACAGUGUACAUUACCAGCCAAUGUACUGUGGUUUGAAGCACACUAGUAAGCUUUUAGAUUUCUUGGUAACUUCACUGGCUCAGGUACUGAAUGCAUGUCAGAAAUAUUGAAAAGCAUGUUAGGUGACAAUUUACUGCAUGACUCUUUAUAUGACUGCAUUGUACAUUAUGACAGCAAGUAGACUUUGUUUCUUCCAUCAGACCUUUUAUUGCCGUUUUCUUGAUUACAGGCUGCCAAAUUAUUUGCUCAAUUUGUAAGGCAUGGAGUUGCAUUAAUCAGUAUGAGAGGCCGUUUGCUUUCUUGUGCAGGUUUGCGGCAAACAAUCACUGUCAUUUACUAAAGAGCUUAAAAGACUGUAGGCCUAAUGUAAUUUAUAUUUUUAAUAUAUAUCCAGGUGCAUAUUAGGUCUGCUAUGAAUAGUUCACUGAUCACAAUGCUGAUAUUGGAAGAAAGUACUGCAGGAAAUCCUCUGUGUGAUAACUGAUAUGAGCAUCAGAAUCAAACAGCACAAGUGUGAACCAAAUUCUGGCAUUUCUGUAUACCGGUAUUAAAAAUGAUUGUUUAAUGUUGACAAA